GCAAACGACGGCUCCUCACGUCGUCAACAUUAAUUUGUUAUCCACUACUUCUUCUCUGAGCAGCGCGUUGGUUCAAUGCGCACACAGAGCACGCACACAGAAGGGGGACAAAGAAGCCGAAAAUGGCGCAACCCGGAGCGGGUAAUCAGUGUCAUCCAGGUGUUAUUAAUUAGCGUUGGAGCAGCGACGGGCUGCUCGUGGCUGCACUUUACGUCCGGAAGCACGCGCGACGGAAAGUCGAUGUGCUCUCAGAUGGAAUACGCUAUGAAGUCCCUCAGCCUUCUGACUCCGUCUUCCCUCUCCAAGUGUGUGACGGCCAGUGUCUCGGCCAGCGCCUCCAUGACCCAGCAGCUCCUGUCGGGUCGAGCUCCUCGGCCUAAGCCCUUCAGGGUCACAAAUGCCGACCGCAGUGUGAAGAAGGGCAUCAUGGCGGACGUGCUAGAAGACCUGAUGAACAAGGUCAGCGACUCGCUGAGUGUGCCGUGUGUCGGCGCCCUGGUGCUGGAUGAAGACGGCACAGGGGUGGACACGGAGGAGUUCUUCCAGACGCUGCCUGACAACGCUGUCCUCAUGGUCCUGGAGAAGGGCCACAAGUGGACCCCACAGACGAACGGCCCCUCCAGAGAUCAGCUCAGCGAGUGCCGGCCACACCACCGGACAGACGUGGCCAAGGUGACCUUUGACCUCUACAAAAACCACCCCAAGGAUUUCAUUGGCUGCCUGAACGUGAAGGCAACCCUGUACGGCGCUUAUUCCGUGUCCUAUGACGUGCGCUGUUACGCCGCCAAAAAGAUGCUGAAAUUGCAGAAGAACAAACGGCUUGAUUUUACCGGGAUUAAAUUCAUGUUAUGUCAUCGGAGCUUCAGUCGGAGAGGAUUACAUUUUGCAGACUGGUCAAAUAUGUUUCUGUUGUGCUCACAGGGGAGCACGGAGAAGAGGGAGGCUCUGCGAUGGACCAUCUUCUCCAUGCAGGCCACAGGCCACAUCCUGCUGGGAUCCUCCUGCUACAUCGAGCAGCUGCUGGAGGAGGAGGAGGAGGAGGAGCGACCAGAGAAGAACCUGCCACUGCCACAGGAAAGCAGGAUCAGGCAGCUGCAUAGCAUGCUCCUGGGAAAGAUAACCCACUCAUGAUGGCGCUGCCAAUGACGGCGCAAACACCUCGUCCACGUUUAGGACACAGUGUAGUGACAGUGUCAGUUUCCUGUGCAGUUGUGCGGAAAAUUUAGUCCGUCACUUUCUUGUUCUGUUACUUUUCUUUUUUUGUUUGCCCUAUAUGUACAAGCUGAUACCAUAACUUAUUCCUCAGAAAGCACUUUUACUCAUUACUGUAACUUUAUCCUAUGGAGCUGAAUGAAUAAAUAAAACUAACACUUUUA
Molecule: messenger RNA, 1376 nt
Organism: Cyclopterus lumpus (lumpfish)
Lineage: Eukaryota; Metazoa; Chordata; Actinopteri; Perciformes; Cyclopteridae
Product: cell death activator CIDE-3-like
Exons: 7
Coding region: 76-1131 (351 amino acids)
Biological process (GO): apoptotic process; regulation of apoptotic process
Source: RefSeq, a predicted model, not a curated record